Molecule: messenger RNA, 903 nt
Organism: Drosophila elegans
Lineage: Eukaryota; Metazoa; Arthropoda; Insecta; Diptera; Drosophilidae
Product: E3 ubiquitin-protein ligase RNF4-like
Exons: 4
Coding region: 154-759 (201 amino acids)
Biological process (GO): positive regulation of transcription by RNA polymerase II
Molecular function (GO): transcription factor binding
Source: RefSeq, a predicted model, not a curated record
AUUGGCUCUAAUUUUACCUCGAAGCAUAGCUCAACUGAAGAAUAUUCAUUUCUUUCGGAUAACGACACCAGAUCUGUCUCCAGUCCUAGCUCCGUCUUCAGUGUCUUUUCCAACGAUAGCUUGCUGUCCACGACGGAGCUAUACCCCACAGACAUGAGCCACAAUGAAUCCCAAUCCUCUUCGUUUGACGGUAUCAGAUCACUCUCCGCGAAUGUGGCCCAGAUGGAAGCCGAGCUAGAUAGCCUCAAUCGCUAUCGCAGGCUCAGCUCAACGCCAACGAUCGUGCGUGGUAACCGCCGCAGGAGUGACAUAAGCCCAGUGGAAGUGAUAGAUCUGUCCCAUCUGGAGUUGAUACCACGGAUCCGAUCCGCCCGGAAUCGUGCUCCCGACGCUGUGAUUGACUUGUGCACGCCUGAUAGACCAAUAAGUCGUCCAUUAAACUUCCCAUCCGAUGACUCUUAUACCGGUCCCCGUCGUCGCCGCACCUUCGCUCAGUCGUCCGCAAGUUCUCAAGUGGUGGAUGUCGAGGAUGUGUCGCCACCGAAACGCAUCCAACCCGAUCCGAACGUGUCCCAGAAGGAGGACUCCUACAAGUGUCCGGUCUGCAUGGACAGUGUGAUCAAGCGCGAGCCGGUGGCAACCGAAUGUGGACAUGUCUUCUGCCGAGAAUGCAUCCAAACUGCCAUUAGUGUUACGCACAAGUGCCCGAUGUGUAACAAAAAGCUAACAAUCCGUCAAUUUUCUCGUAUUUAUUUGUAAGAUCCUUAUUUUGUGUUAUGUUGGAAUUGCUCUGCGAGCCACUUUUAAAUUUAUGUUGCUAUAUGCAAGUAUUUUUAGUUGUCUUAAGUUAUGAAUUAAAAGAAAAAGUAAAAGACGGCCUAGAAUGCCUGGUCUUGUGAUUUA